CAGGGUGAUAGCGGGCCUCCUUAGGAGGUAAUACUUGACGUCUCACCUCUUCCUCUCCCACCCUAAUGCACACCGUUGAGAUUACCCUUCUUGAUUUCUGCAUACCUAUCUAAUGAGUUCCUUCUUCAGCUCCUGCUUCCCCCAUCCCCCACCACCAACACACACCCAGUUUGCCACAGAGCCACCAAAAAAAAUUUUUGUUAAAUGUUAAGCUAGCCACAUCAUUCCUCUGCUCAGCCACCCCCCACCCCACGGUACCUUAUCACACUUAGGAUCAGUUCCAAACUGCUUAUCACGCCUUCAUGAUCUGGCCCCUCCUGACCGCAGUCACCACCUAGCCCACCACUCUUCAUCUUGCUUGCUCUGCUUCAGCCCACCUCCCUUCUGGCUUCCCUCCACACGCCAAGCAUGUGCCUGCCACAGGGCUCUUGCACCUAUUUUACCUCUACCCAGAAUGCCCUCCUCCCAGUGCCCAGGUGGCUCACACUCACGUUACAUUCACACUUCAGCUCAAUAUUGCCUCCUCUGAGAGGCCUUUCCCCACCACACUGUCACUCCAUCCCCUGCUCAGGUCCUUUUUUUCUUUCAUAGCAGUGACCUCAGCUAACACUAUUCUGUAUGGACUUGUCUUCCCUGCUGGAAUAUAAGGUACUUGGGAGCCAGUACCUCUCUGCUCUAACUUUGCUCUCUCCCCAGCACCUCGGACACUGCCUAGCACCUGGUAGGCACUUCACAAUUACUUGUCAAAUGGGAGAACAGGUGUCUGCACAUCUCAUUUGCCUCCUGAUAUGGAGCCUGCUGUGAUCUUAAGAACAGAUAGUGUUGGCUGUGGUCCCUCCCUGAUCCUGAGAAGGGGCAGGAAGGCUUCAGAUGUUCUGACCUCCCACAGUGUGCAUGUCUGUGCAUGUGUGUGUGACCAAGCCCUGCCUUCUCAGCACUUGGCCACUCUCCAAAUCCAAACCCUCAAAGGGGAGGAAAGGAUGCCUGCUGCACGCGGGAAAUCCAAGUCCAAGGCAGCAGUCACAUUUGGGGAUUUGGCCAUCUACUUCUCCCAGGAGGAGUGGGAAUGGCUGAGUCCCAUUCAGAAGGAUCUGUAUGAAGAUGUCAUGUUGGAAAACUACCAGAAUCUGGUUUCUCUCGGACUUUCCUUUCGGAGGCCAAAUGUGAUCACCUUGUUGGAGAAAGGGAAAGCACCUUGGAUGGUGGAGCCAGUGAAAAGACGCCGGGGCUUGGACUUAGUGUCCAAAUGUGAGACCAAGAAGUUACCUCCAAAUCAGUGUGACAAAUCUGGGCAAAGCAUCUAUCAGAAACCAGUUUCUGCACCACAAAAAGUUCCCACAGGAAAGAGAAGCUGCAAGAAAAAGUCAGUCCUAAGGAAACCCAAGAGAGCGCAUUCAAAGAAGAAAUCUUUAAAAUGUAAUGACUGUGGGAAAUUCUUUAGUCAAAGCUUAUCUCUUAAACUUCAUCAGAGCUCUCAUACUGGAGAGAAGCCUUAUGAAUGCAGUAGUUGUAGAAAAACUUUCAGACAGAUCUCAUCCCUCAUUCUUCAUCAGAAAAUUCACAGUGGAAGUAAAAGCUAUGAAUGUGAUAAAUGUGGGGAAAGCUUCAUUCAAAGAACAACCCUUGUUCUGCAUGGGAAGAGUCACGAUGAAAAGGAAAUGUUUGACUGUGGGAAGGCCUUGAGUCAGUGUCCAUCUCCCAGUAUAUGUCAGAAAAUCCACCUUGUCAAAAAUAUCUACCAGUGCAGAAAAUGUGAGAAAGCCUUCAUUCGAAUGUCAUCCUUUUUACUUCAUAAGAAGAUUCACAAUGGAAAGAAAAUACAUAAAUGCAGGAAGUGUGGGAGAGGCUUCAGUAAGAAAUCAGUCCUUGUUAUACAUGAAAAAAUUCAUAUUGGAGAGAAAAAUCAUGAAAGUGAGAAGGCCUUAAGUCAGAGUCUGCAGCAGAGAAGUCACCAUUUAGAGAAUCCUUAUAAAUGCAGAAAAUGUGGGAAAUCCUUUAAUAGAAUUUCAUCCAUUAUGCUUCAUCAGAGAAUUCACACUUCAAAGAAACCCUACAAAUGUGAUAAAUGUGAAAAGAUCUUCAGGCAGCUUUCAACCCUUAUUCUACAUCUAAGAAUUCAUAAUAGGGAGAAACUAUACAGAUGUAAUAAAUGUCAGAAGGUCUGCAAUCGGCAUUCAUCCCUUAUUCAACAUCAGAAAGUUCAUACAAAGAAAAAGAAACUGUUUGAAUGUAAGGAAUGUGGGAAGAUGUUUUCUGGAACUGCCAACCUUAAAAUACAUCAGAACAUUCAUUCUGAAGAGAAACCUUUCAAAUGCAGUAAAUGUAGUAAAGUUUUUGGCCGCCAGUCAUUUCUUAUCGAACAUCAGAGAAUUCAUACUGGAGAAAAACCAUAUCAGUGUGAGGAAUGUGGGAAAGCCUUCAGUCACCGAAUAUCUCUUACUCGACAUAAGAGAAUUCAUACUGAAGAUCGACCUUAUGAAUGUGAUCAGUGUGGGAAGGCCUUCAGUCAGAGUGCGCAUCUCGCCCAACAUGAAAGAAUUCAUACUGGAGAGAAACCAUAUACAUGCAAAACGUGUGGGAAGGCCUUUAGCCAACGCACAUCCCUUAUUCUACAUGAAAGAAGUCAUACUGGAGAGAAACCUUAUGAAUGUAAUGAAUGUGGGAAGGCCUUUAGCAGUGGUUCGGAUCUUAUUCGGCAUCAGAGAAGUCAUUCUUCAGAGAAACCCUAUGAGUGUAGUAAAUGUGGGAAGGCAUAUAGUCGGAGCUCAUCCUUGAUUCGACAUCAGAAUACACAUUCUGAGGAAAAGGCUUAAGAUUGUUUUAAAUAUGUAAAAGCUAAGAAGGAGCCUGGCAAAGUAGCAGAGACAGAGGUGUGCAGAAAUGCGUUUGUCUAUAACAUAAAUUGUGUAAAAAUGGGACAGUUUGAUGUUGUGUACCACUUUGAAAGCCAAAGAGCAAAAGUCAUUGGUGAUUUUGACCUAAGGAUUUGAAAUCAACUGAGACAGUGACUUUAUCAUAGGUCUUAGUUUCAAAGAAGCAAGCACAGAUGAUUGGAUCAGUCAUUUUUAAUGAAGACCAUUCUUCAUCUGAUAAAAAUAACUGAUACUUUAUUUCCAGUGUAAUUUUAAAAUUACUUCAUUGGUCACGUACAACAAAGUGAAUUGUAAAUCCAUUUCUCUGGAUGGAGCUGUGAGCCUGAUUUAAGGUCACCUGAAGAAAGAGUUUGAGUUUGUCCCUUAGAACUAGAAGUAUCCCAUAGAAUGGAUUUCCUCACAAACCAAGGGUGCCAUUUUCAUUUGACAGAAACUUGUGGGUGACAGUGAAGAUUAAGAUAGCACUCAUAACUGUGUGGAGCAAUAGAGUCAUUACCAUACUGUCAAUGUGAAGACAUAUGGUCUUCAUGGUGUGAAAAAUCUAACAAGCCUGAGACAAGCUAAUGGUGACAAAACAGGAUGUACUGAAGAAUGAGGAACUUCAGAACAGGGAGAAAUCAUGUGUAAUUGUUUUGUUUGAAAAUGAAUUUAUAUUUAUAUGAAUAAACAUUGGUUUUUCAUGUAUGAACACUGGUGUGCAACAAGUGAUUGGGGGCGAAUGGAAUGUCAUGGACUGUGUCCUCCCAAAAUUCCUAUGUUAAAACCCUAACCCCUAGUGUGAUUGUAUUUGGAAUUGAGGCCUUUGGGAGGUAAUAAGCAUUAGAUAAGGUCAUGAGGGAGGGGCCCUCAGAAUAGGAUUAGUGUUUUUAAAAGAAGAGACACCAGAGACCUCUGCCAUGUGAGGGCACAGCAAGAAGCUGGCUAUCUGCAAGGCAAGGAAAUAGCCCUCACCAGUAUCCAACCUUGUGGCAUCCUGAUCUCAGACUUUCAGCCUCCAAAACUGAGAAAUAAAGUUUGUUUACAU
This is a messenger RNA of Hippopotamus amphibius kiboko, 3897 nucleotides long. It is a transcript of the gene ZNF667, whose product is annotated as zinc finger protein 667. Lineage: Eukaryota; Metazoa; Chordata; Mammalia; Artiodactyla; Hippopotamidae. Gene Ontology annotation, biological process: regulation of cytokine production; regulation of immune system process; negative regulation of transcription by RNA polymerase II. Gene Ontology annotation, molecular function: DNA-binding transcription repressor activity, RNA polymerase II-specific. The coding region runs from base 789 to 2813 and encodes 674 amino acids. The record is from RefSeq and is a predicted model, not a curated record. The transcript is spliced from 5 exons.